Messenger RNA from Cuscuta epithymum, 2378 nucleotides. The record is from the annotation of a GenBank genome assembly. Lineage: Eukaryota; Viridiplantae; Streptophyta; Magnoliopsida; Solanales; Convolvulaceae.
AAAUGUUGUAGAAGUGAUGUAUUGAUAUAAUAAAUAAAUUUGUUUAUGUCCUAAUUUUCAAAUAUGGUCACUAAACGUUAUAUGAUGAGGAAUAUAUAUUAUUCAUGUAUCAUAUAUGAGACUUAAGAUAUUAUCUUAUACGAACUUAUUAAUUCAUUCGGACUAUACGGAAUGAGUAAAGAUUAAGAUCGUUCGAUUGAUAUCUUAAGUUUUGGGGCCAUUAAGUUAUUAGGAUUUAAUGUUCAGCCGUUUUAUUCCAAAGUAAUAAAAACGUGCAAGCCAGCCGAUUUCGGAAAUUUCAAAAUUGAAAUUUGAACGUGUGUUGUCAGCCUGAUCAAAAUUGUUGGGUGAUCCUAAUCUAUAGGAUGAGUGGGCUGGUGGCUGCACACGUGUGGGAUCAGCAAGUUCCUUUAGUACAUGUAUUAUGUAUUAAUCUGAUUUCCGGUUUAAAAAUUGAUAACCCACGAGCUCUCUUUCCUCCAUGUAUAACGUAUGCAUGUAAAUGCACAAUGAUAGGACCGUUUGCAUUUUAAUGCUUCUCUUCCCAUCACUUUUAUUUUGAUAACGUACAUGCAUGUAUAAGUAAUAUAAGGAGAUGGUAUUUUGAUAUACGGGACCACUUCUCCAAAUUAAGAAAAAAGUUUUUCUACGAGUAAGUAAUACUUCGAUCUGGGAUGAGAGCUUUUGAAUCCAUAGUUUCUUCAUAAAGUUAUAUCUAUUUAACGAGUCAACGGCAUAUUGGGCAACGGUCGAAGGUUUCAGUCAAGGUAGCUACGAGUCUGAAACGUGGUAGGAUUAUCCUGGGAGCGAGCUAGCCAGACCCGUCCGAAUAGCUAUCGGGAUACGAGGGCUAUCUUUCUUCAAGGCCAGUCCGUCUCAACGGGCGAUCCUGCGAUAAGUUUUUCUUAUCUUUUCUCUUUAUUCAAUUUUAUUAUUCUAAUUAUUAUUAUUAUUUUUUAUUUGUUCUUGCAUUUGUUGGUUUGUCUGGUGAUUUGUGUAAACUCGGGAUUUUUAUCUGGUUAAACUCGCAUUUUAAUAUCAUUUUUCUAACAAUCUUGAAGAAAGAUAUUAUUUCUCGAGUUUUUGAAAAUCCAAAAAUGGCGAACUUGGAAAAUGCUGUUAACAAUGAAACUGUUGGUUUAGAGCAUGUUUUUGUCGCCCCUGAAAAUGAUAAUUCUGUGUCUGUCACUAAUUCACAAGGCACACCUGAAUAUAUUGCUACGGGCUCGCACAGGGUGGAUUUAACCGGGAUGCCCGAAAAAUUUUCUGGGCAUUUUUUCAAGCGUUGGCAACAACGCAUGAAAAUUUGGUUAAUCACCAAGGGCUUGCUUUCAGUGAUUAUGACGGUGUGUCCUCCGGUUGUCGAAUCUGAUCCCAAAAGUCUUGAACGUCAUGGACUUUGGCUUGAGAGGGACGAAAUUGCAAAAGGCAUGAUUCUCAUGGGUUUAUCCGACAUGUUAUUUGAUGUCUAUUGUACCCUCCAUGGGACGGCCAAAGACCUUUGGGAUGAGUUAGAUAGAAAAUAUAAUACUGAUGACCACGGUCUUGAAAAAUAUAUUGUUUCUAAAAUUCCUACGAUUUGACAUGAAAGAAGGAAAAUCGGUUUUAGAACAGACACAAGAAUUUGAGCUUAUCUUACAUUCUCUUCGUGAAGCGGACAUGGAAUUGCCUGAAAAAUUUAAAGUGAUGGCGGUCAUAGAAAAAUUUCCCAAAUCAUGGGAAGAUUUUGGUAUGACUUUAAAACAUAAAAUGAAAAAGAUCACUUGGAAAUCUUUGAUGCAUUCCAUUACGGUUGAGGAGGAACAUAAGAAAGCGGGUUAUAUUGCGCCUGUUGAAUUUCAACCGAAGGCUCAUGUUAUAACUGGGGGAAAGCAAGCACAUAACUCUAAAAAUAAGCAACCAUCAUCUUUUAAACCAAUAAAGGCCAAAUUAAAAAUUGCAAAGAAACCAAAGGCAAACCGACCAUGCUGGAACUGUGGACAGAUGGGGCAUUGGGCCAAAUUAUGUCCAAAUAAAAAGGCAAAGGCUCAAUCUGGGGGACCUCAAGUCAACAUGGUGACUGGAGGGACUAGUUCUAAUGGCCUGCGGUUGGGAGAACAGUGAUGAUGGGGAACACAAGUGCUGCAAGUGUGCAAGGAAUUGGAAAAGUAGAAAUAAAAUUCCCUUCGGGAAAAAUUCUAUCUUUGCAUGGAGUGCAUCACGUUCCCGAAAUUAGAAGGAACAUCGUUAGUGGUUCCAUUCUAGUUAGGGAGGGUUAUGAGUUGUCUUUUAAAUUAAAUAAAGUUGUAAUUUUAUUUGGUGGAAUUUUUAUUGGCAAAGGUUACUUGUCUGAUGGACUUUUUAAAGUUAUGGUUGAUUAUUUAGAAUUAAAUUAUGUA